AUGUCGGUCGGUUUCAUUACUUCAAGAUGCAAAUGUAAGCAGCUUGAAACUAUUGAAAAGCAAAUUCAUCUUAUAACCUAUUUGGAAAAUUUAGCAGAAAGGCUGACAUUCUUGCAAAAAUUAGAGGAGAUGGAAACAAAAGUGACAAGGGCAAGGGCUAUGGUGUUUGCUCAUGAGAACAAGUCGUUCCUUCUAGGUAGAAUUUGCAAUUUGGAAAAGAUUCACAGCAGUUCAGAUGGCAAAAACUUGAGAUUUCAUCCAGUAAUAUUACGCAAUGUGAUAAAAACCCGCCUUGGCAUUGGAGAGUUAUAUGAGAAAGCAGCGGAUCUCUGGAGAAGUGGGAAAAAAAAAAAGAAAGAUGUUUUGAAGGAAAUGCCAUGUUUCUCACUAAUUUAUCCUGCUUUGGACUUGUUCUGUCAAUUCGCCUUUUUAUUGAAUAAACUUCGAUUAAAAAAGAUUUGA
Molecule: messenger RNA, 462 nt
Organism: Echinococcus granulosus
Lineage: Eukaryota; Metazoa; Platyhelminthes; Cestoda; Cyclophyllidea; Taeniidae
Exons: 5
Coding region: 1-462 (153 amino acids)
Source: RefSeq, a predicted model, not a curated record